Solenopsis invicta (red fire ant) is the source of this 996-nucleotide messenger RNA. RefSeq lists its product as uncharacterized. The transcript is spliced from 5 exons. Gene Ontology annotation, biological process: regulation of transcription by RNA polymerase II. The coding region runs from base 44 to 802 and encodes 252 amino acids. NCBI's taxonomy places the organism in Eukaryota, Metazoa, Arthropoda, Insecta, Hymenoptera, Formicidae. Gene Ontology annotation, cellular component: nucleus; transcription regulator complex. The record is from RefSeq and is a predicted model, not a curated record.
UAAAAUAGCAGUUUCUUGUAAUUGAUACAAGAUUAAAACAAUUAUGAACAAAGAAAAUAUAAGUCCUCCAAUAAAGUGUGGAAAUUGUAACUGGUUAAUCAAUGGCUUGUUACAUGUUAGCCUGUUAGAGCAUUCAUGUUUUCGACAUUAUGAUGAGGAAAAACAUUUGCUACAUGUUGACGACAAUAAUGUUGCAUCUAUUAUUGAAAAGGAUCAAUCAAUAGACAUCCAAGCAAGCAAUGUUACUGAUUACAAUGAAGCGCUUAUUAAUGCUGUAUACGCUAGACCUGCAUUAUACAACUAUCGUAUACCACUCAAAGAAAGGACAUCUUUGAAAAAAAAGGCAUUAUGGAAUGAAGUCGCGAAUUUAAUGAGUACAAUGACAGGCACAAGUGACGUAGAAUUUGUUCAAAAACGAUGGAAGCAACUUCGUGAUAGUUACAUUAAGGCGAAAAAAAAGGAAAAGGCAUACGUGCCGAGUGGAUCUCCUGGAGGGGGUGUACAAAAUAAGAUUGUUUUUGCCUUUUACAACCAGAUGAAAUUCCUUGAUGAUACAAUAGAAAAACCGUGCACAAUCACUAGUUUAUCAACAGAUGUAGAAUGUUCAAUGCAACCAAAAAGUAAUACUACUCAAACGAUUCUGCCAUCUCAAACAAUUUCGACACCUCAAACAUCAGAUUCUAUCUCGUCGGAUAGCUGGGUUAAUCCGAUAUGUCAAAUGAUGAUACUUUUUCAUCUAAGACACAAUCAUCAAAGAAAAAAAAAAAGAAAGAAUGCGACGAUAGCUCAGACAUUGAAAUAACGAAAGCAAUCUUGUCCAGUAUUCAAGAAUCAAAAAAUACUCCUGAUGCUGUUGACAGGUUUUUCCUUCAAAUAGGAAAUAGAUUACGGGCACUGCCACAACGAGAAAGGAUAAAAUUUGAAAUAAAAAUAUUAACCGACCUUUAUGAAUUGGAAAAUUCAUUGCUUUAAAUUUGUGCUUUUCAUUUUUAUAUU